AGAUCUACUGGUACGGCUCAUCAUUUUGCCUACCUCCUCAACACUUCUGAUUACCGGAUCCUGCGAAUGGAUGAGGAUUAUGAUCGCAUGUACAUUGGUAGCAAAGAUCACAUUCUGUCCCUGGAUCUCCAUGAUAUCAACAAGGAUCCUCAUAUUAUUCACUGGCCUGUGUCUGAACGAAGAAAGAUGGAAUGCCUCGUAAGUGGGAAAGAUGCCAAUGAAGAGUGCGCUAACUUUAUCCGUCUGAUUGAGCCAUGGAACAGGACACAGCUGUACGUCUGUGGGACAGGCGCUUACAACCCAGUCUGUACCUUUGUAAACCGGGGACGUAAAUCUCAGACAUCCUUGUAUCUACAGAUGGCCCAGGCCAAAGGAAGGGCUAACCGUGCAGCUGAACCCAACGCGGUGCAUGAGACACUUGGAAUAAAGGAAGACAUUUUCCAUUUGGAGCCAGGCAAAGUGGAGUCUGGGAAGGGAAAAUGCUCCUAUGACCCUAAACUCAACAGUGUUUCAGCUUUAAUUAAUGGUGAACUCUAUGCUGGAGUCUAUGUCGAUUUUAUGGGGACAGACUCGGCAAUUUUCAGGACUUUGGGGACAAAGACUGCCAUGCGAACUGAUCAGUACAACUCCAGAUGGCUGAAUGAUCCCACUUUCGUCCAUGUGCACCUCAUCCCUGACAGUGCAGAAAAAAAUGACGACAAGCUGUAUUUCUUCUUCCGGGAGACAUCCUCUGAAAUGGGCCAGAGCCCUGUGACUCAGUCUCGCAUUGGACGCAUUUGCCUGAAUGACGAUGGUGGUCAUUGCUGUCUUGUCAACAAGUGGAGCACCUUCCUGAAAGCCAGGCUCAUCUGUUCGGUGCCAGGAACAGAUGGCAUGGAGACACACUUUGAUGAACUCCGUAAUGUUUACAUACAGCCGACACAGGACACCAAAAAUCCUGUUCUAUAUGGAGUCUUUUCAGUCUCUGGUUCUGUUUUUAAAGGCUCAGCUGUUUGCGUUUACUCCAUGGCUGACAUUCGCAUGGUCUUCAACGGACCUUUUGCCCACAAGGAGGGUCCAAAUUACCAGUGGGUGGCCUACACUGGGAAGAUCCCUUAUCCCCGCCCAGGAACAUGCCCAGGAGGUACAUUCACCCCCAACAUGAAGUCCACUAAGGACUAUCCCGAUGAAGUGAUAAACUUCAUGAGGAAUCAUCCUGCCAUGUACAACUCAAUCUACCCAGUACACAAGCGCCCCCUAGUGGUGCGGACUAACGUGGACUAUGAGUUUACCACCAUAGCAGUGGACCAGGUGACUGCUGCAGAUGGCAACUAUGAAGUGCUUUUCUUAGGAACUGAUAAGGGGACAGUUCAGAAAGUUAUCGUUCUUCCCAGAGAUGACCUGCUGACUGAGGAGCUGGUGCUGGAGGAGGUUGAAGUGUUCAGGGUUCCAACGCCAAUUACAACAAUGAAGGUAUCCUCUAAAAGGCAACAGCUGUAUGUUUCAUCUGCAGUCGGGCUGACCCAGCUAGCGCUUCACCGCUGUGAUGUUUAUGGAGAAGCGUGUGCCGAUUGCUGUUUGGCCAGAGAUCCAUACUGCGCCUGGGACGGCAAGUCGUGCUCCCGCUACUCCGCUUCCCAGAAGAGACGCAGCCGGAGACAGGACGUUAAGUACGGGAACCCGAUUCGCCAGUGUCGAGGCUUCAAUUCCAACACUAAUAAGAAUACUCUUGAGAUGAUACAAUAUGGGGUGGAGGGAAGCAGUACCUUUCUAGAGUGUCAGGCCCGAUCCCCACAUGCUGUCAUCAAAUGGCAUGUACAACGAGAUAACAGCGAUCGCAGGAAGGAGAUACGUUCCGACAGUCGGAUCUUAAAAACAGAGCAAGGUCUGCUCCUGCGGUCUCUGCAUCCCUCUGACUCUGGCAUGUACCAGUGCACUGCCACAGAAAAGAACUUCAAGCACACCCUCGUUAAGAUGCAGUUGGUGGUGCUGUCAAACCGUGCCGUCAAUAACGCCCUGGUGGAAAGCGGGGGAGCCUUUCAGCCAUCACUCCACUCUAGCACCCAGUGGACUCCCAGCGCAGGCCAGUACAAGGAUCUGCUCACCAUUCUCAGCCAACCAGAAAUGAGCCUCAUAAAUCAGUAUUGCCAGGACUACUGGCAGUUUGGAGACCCCAUGCAAGGUGCCCUUAAAGUCAAAGACCUGAAAGAGUUCAAAGAGCAGAAGAAACCCCGCAACCGCCGGCAUCAUGGGGAGGUAGCAGAGGGAGAAGAGCAGGUGGAUGUAGAGACAUGA
Molecule: messenger RNA, 2274 nt
Organism: Nerophis lumbriciformis (worm pipefish)
Lineage: Eukaryota; Metazoa; Chordata; Actinopteri; Syngnathiformes; Syngnathidae
Source: RefSeq, a predicted model, not a curated record